AUGUACUGGGGCGAACGCACUACCCUCUGUAGUGCCUUGCGGUCGGAGGCAGAGAAGUUGCCGUACCAGGCAGUGAUGCAACCCUUUGUUGGUGAUGUGGACACCAAGGAUAUUGAAGCUCUCAUCCUGUUCCACUACAGCCCCGUCGAUGAGAAUGGGGGCGUGCUCGGUCCUUCUUUUCCUAUUUUAGACCGUAAGAAUGGCGAGAUCGAUGAGCUGAAGACCAUGUACAGAGCCAAGCACAAGGAAUCGGAGGAGAGUGUGCGCAAGCUGGAGAAGAAAGUUCAAAGCGUGGUGCGCGAGUCCCAGGUCAUCCGUGAGAGCAAAGAGAAGCAGAUCGGUGAGCUGAAGAAGAUGUCAGAUCAGAGCACUGACUCCCUGAAAAACGAGUGGGAGAAAAAGCUGCACGCGGCGGUGGCGGGCAUGGAGCAAGAGAAGUUUGACCUGCAGAAGAAGCAAACAGAGAACAUUCAGGUGCUGCUGGAGGACACCAACCAGAGGCUGGCCAAGAUGGAGGCUGAGUAUGGCGCCCAGACACAGGCUACCGACCAGACAGUGCAGGAGCUGGAGCUGCGUGUGAAGCAGCUGUCAGUGGAGGUGGAGAACGGUAACGUGCUGAGGCAGAAGGUGACCCAGGAGAAGGGCCAGCUGGAGAUCCACAUCGCCACCAUCAGCUCUGAGCUUCAGGAGGCCAACCGACAGAGGGUGUCUCUGGUGAGGGAGAAGGAGCAGCAGAGUGAGCAACAUGAAGACACACUGCAGAAGCUCCAGACCAAACAUGAGGCUGACCUCAGCCACUUCCAACAGGAACACACACUCUCCGCUGCUAAGGCCUCUGAUGUGAUUGAGGACCUGGAACAGACAGUGGCUCAGCUCAGACAGCAGCUACAGGACAGUGAGCACAGGAGACUGAAACAACUCAGGGACACAGAGAAUAAACUUCAACAAGAGAAAGCAGAUCUGCAACACCACUGUGAGAAAAAGGUGCGUGCCCUACACAACGAGGCGGAGAAAGAGAGAGAAGAGACCAAGAAGAAGAUCUCCAAACUUGAAGAGUCACUGAAGGAGAAGGAGGAGCAGCUGGGACGUGAGAGGGAGUGUCAGCGGCAGCAGACCCAGCAGGCAGAGAAUGCUCUGGAACACUUUAAGAAGCAAGUAGAGAUCAGCUCAGAGAAGACCUACGCUAACAUGAAACUACAGAUGGAUAAGGUGGAGGAGGAUCUGACCCGCUCCAAGUCCCUAAGAGAGAAACAGGCCAAGGAGUUCUCCUACCAAGUGGAGGAGCUCAAACAGAAAUACGAACAGCAGAUGUGCGAGCAGCGUGCAGGGCAGGAGCAGGAGAGGAUGCGUCUACAGCAGCAUUACAGCACGGAGAGGGACAAUCUGGUCCAGCAGCGCCAGCAGGAGGUGGGCACCAUGGAGAGGGAGGCGCGGGCCGCCCUGCACCAGCACCAGCACCAGACCCAGGAGUGGAGGCAACACGACGCCCAGGUCAUCUCUGACCUGGAGGAGCAGGUGUCCUCUCUGAGGGAUGAGCUGCAGCAGGCCCACAGCCAGAGGAAGCAGCAGCUGCUGGAGCUGGGGGUGCUCAGGGAGGAGGAGAGGCAGUGCGCGGCCCAGGACCAGGAGGCCUCCCUGGGCAGGCUGAGAGCCGAGAUGGACCACAUCUGCCUGGAGCUGGAGACGAGCCACAAGGUCGAGAGACAACUGGCCCAGGAGAAGACGAACACCAGGCUAAAGCAGAUUGAGAAGGAAUACAGUCAGAAGCUUGCCAAGUCUGCUCAGUUGAUAGCAGAGCUGCAGACGUCAGUGUGUGGUGCUAAGGAGGAGGGCUUGCGGCAGCAGCAGGAGAAGGAGAGACAGUUGAAGGAGGCUACAGCUCGCUGGGAUGAUGAGAGGAGGCAGAUGAGCCGCCACACAGACACUAAGAACAAGGUUCUGCAGGAGAAGGUGGAGAAUCUCCAGAGGCAGCUGCACUCCUCCGAGAAGAAACUACUGAACAAAGAGUUAGAGAACCAGGAGCAGGUGACGGUGGUGCUUCAGGAGUGUGCGAUGAAAAUGAAAGGGCUGAUGCCAGCUGAGCUGCGACAGGAGCUGGAGGACACCAUCUCCUCUCUCAAGUCUCAGGUGAACUUCCUCCAGAAGAGAGCUUCUGUGUUACAGGAGGACCUGGAUGCCUGUCACAGCAGGAGGUAACCAUGGGCUGUUCUUCCCUUGGCCACACCCAUUAUCCGGACAUGAAGAAUAAGACAGUCUAUCAGAUGUGAGAAUCAUCGCCACAGUUACCAGGCAUCACACAUCUGUCAUGCCAUGGGUGCACCAAUCAGUUGUGCCAGUUAUGUUGGCCACACCCACACUGUUUUUAACCACUAUGGAUUUGUACAUAUUUAUUCACUGUCAGAUUUUUUUUCACAUUCCCCGUUAUAAAUCAAUCAUUUUUCAUAACUUUUUGUGGAUGUUUAAUGUGCGUACUAUCCAUACAUACACUAUAAAUACAAAAUGAUGUGGACACCCAUUUAAAUGAGUGGAUUCUGCUAUUUCAGCCACACCCGUUGCUGGCAGGUGUUUCAAAUCUAGCACACAGCCAUGCAAUCUCCAUAGAGAGACAUUGACACUAGAAUGGCCUUACUAAAGAGCUCAGUGACAUUCAACAAUUCCGUUUCUCAAAUUUCUGCCCUGUUAGAGCUGCCCUGGUCAACUGUAAGUGAUGUUAUUGUGAAGUGGAAAAAUCUAGGCGCAACAACUGCUCAGCCACAAAGUGGUAGGCCACACAAGCUCCCAGAAUGGGACCGCCGAUUGCUGAAGUGCGUUGCAUGUUCGUUGGGAGCUUCAUGAAAUGGGUUUCCAUGGUCGAGCAGCCACAUACAAGAUCACCAUGCGCAAUGCCAAGCGUCGGCUGGAGUGGUGUAAAGCUCGCCGCCAUUGGACUCUGGAACAGUGGAAAUGCGUUCUCUGGAGUUUUUUUUUUUUUUUUAACUAGGCAAGUCAGUUAAGAACAAAUUCUUAUUUUCAAUGACGGCCUAGGAACAGUGGGUUAACUGCCUGUUCAGGGGCAAAACGACAGAUUUUGUACCUUGUCAGCUCGAGGAUUUGAACUUGCAACCUUUCGGUUACUAGUCCAAUGCUCUAACCACUAGGCUACCCUGCCACCCCAAGUGAUGAAUCACGCAUCACCAUCUUGCAAUCCGACGGACGAAUUGGGUGUGGCGGUUGCCAGGAGAACGCUACCUGCCCCAAUGCAUAGUGCCAACUGUAAAGUUUGGUGGAGGAGGAAUAAUGGCCUGGGGCUGUUUUUCAUGGUUCAGGAUCCUUAGUUCCAGUGAAUGGAAAUCUUAAUACUACAGCAUACAAUCACAUUCUAGACAAUUCUGUGCUUCCAACUUUGUCGCAACAGUUUGGGGAAGGCCCUUUCCUGUUUCAGCAUGACAAUGCCCCCGUGCACAAAGCGAGGUGCAUACAGAAAUGGUUUGUGGAGAUCGAUAUGGAAGAACUUGACUGACCUGCACAGAGCCCUGACCUCAACCACAUCAAACCCCUUUGGGAUGAAUUGGAAAGCCGACUGCAAACCAGGCCUAAUCACCCAACAUCAGUGCCCGACCUCACUAAUGCUCUUGUGCUGAGUGGAAGGAAGUCCCCGCAGCAAUGUUCCAACAUUGAGUGGGAAGCCUUACCAGAAGACUAGAGGCUGUGGUAACAGCAAAGGGAGGACCAACUCCAUAUUAAUUCCCAUGAUUUUGGAAUGAGAUGUUCGACGAGCAGGUGUCCACGUACUUUUGGCCAUGUAGUGUAUGUUGUUUUUUGUGAUUCCAUGAGACAUACUUCAAAAUCAAGUUUUAUACUGAAUGUACAUACCGAAUGCAUUGUUUUAUUAAAGUCCUUUUUUCAUCAUA
This is a messenger RNA of Oncorhynchus nerka (sockeye salmon), 3890 nucleotides long. RefSeq names its product centrosomal protein 112 (gene cep112). The transcript is spliced from 20 exons. The coding region runs from base 1 to 2196 and encodes 731 amino acids. Lineage: Eukaryota; Metazoa; Chordata; Actinopteri; Salmoniformes; Salmonidae. The record is from RefSeq and is a predicted model, not a curated record.